AAGUUUUAUGCUUUAACCCAGAUAAAAAUAUAUUGCAAACAGUGGUAUUUAAAAACUAAUUGAAGUUAUGGAACAAAGAGAUGAGAAGCCUGUUAUUACUCCACAAGAAGAAGUGUCAGUUUCCACAACUAAUCCAGUUUUGAUAAAUGCAGCAAAAAGAAAUGGUCAAGUCCACCUAAAUGCAUCAGGGGACAACAGAUCAGUAAUGCUGUUACAACAACCACAGUUGGUUUCUGUAAAUGCAGGCACAACCCAACCUCCAGUGAUCAAUACAGGAAUUGAUAGUUCGGCUCCCACACGCUCAAUGCAUUCCACUGGUGUAUCAACGUCUGUUGCAGACUAUGUUAUCCCAGGAGCAAGUAUGUUGCCAUCUGGAAGCAGUUUUGUUCACGUGCCCAUGAUGAGUCACCAGGAAACUGCUGAAACAGAAAUCGAUGGAUCGUAUGAUGAGCCUGUGAGAGAUAAAGAUGAACUAAGGGAACAGGACCGAUUCUUACCGAUAGCAAACGUUUCACGAAUUAUGAAGAAAGCCAUUCCAGAAACAGGCAAGAUCGCAAAAGAUGCAAAAGAAUGUGUUCAAGAAUGUGUUUCAGAGUUCAUCAGCUUCAUCACCAGCGAAGCUAGCGAGAGAUGUCAACAGGAAAAGCGUAAAACAAUCAAUGGCGAAGAUAUAUUAUUUGCGAUGACUACGCUUGGUUUUGACAAUUAUAUUGAACCACUAAAAGUGUAUCUUACAAAGUAUCGAGAGACAAUAAAAGGUGACAAAAUUUUGAACGCCACUGAAUAUAACGGUAUGGAGGUAGAAGACGGUACGAGUCACAUGCAACAUACCAUACAAUAUCAAGUUGCUGGAAACACGUUGCACCCGAGUAUGGUGAGCAGUGAUGGAACGUUUGCGUACACCCAAGCACAAGUAUCUCAGUUACCCCAAGGAAUGCAUUUUUCUACGUGAUCGAACUGAAAUUGUUGGAAUGCAAUCGUGCUAUCUUGGACAUGUUUCUCGAAGAGAAGGUAUCCGAUAAAAUGCGUCUGUUGUCACGUGUAUAACAAAGAUAUUUUCUGCAUCGAUUUGUCAGAUAGGAGUUUCAAGAUAACAAAACCUUAUUUAUUUUUGCGUGGUAAAUUUUUAGUUUGUAAAUAGUAAUUCAAUUAAAGAAAAGAUGUUAUUGAAUCUGA
Hydractinia symbiolongicarpus is the source of this 1176-nucleotide messenger RNA. RefSeq names its product nuclear transcription factor Y subunit beta-like. The record is from RefSeq and is a predicted model, not a curated record. Gene Ontology annotation, molecular function: DNA-binding transcription activator activity, RNA polymerase II-specific; RNA polymerase II cis-regulatory region sequence-specific DNA binding; protein heterodimerization activity. The transcript has 9 exons. NCBI's taxonomy places the organism in Eukaryota, Metazoa, Cnidaria, Hydrozoa, Anthoathecata, Hydractiniidae. Gene Ontology annotation, cellular component: nucleus; CCAAT-binding factor complex. Gene Ontology annotation, biological process: regulation of transcription by RNA polymerase II. Bases 68 to 952 code for a protein of 294 amino acids.